Messenger RNA from Triticum aestivum (bread wheat), 1011 nucleotides. RefSeq names its product putative cyclin-F1-1. Lineage: Eukaryota; Viridiplantae; Streptophyta; Magnoliopsida; Poales; Poaceae. The transcript has a single exon. Gene Ontology annotation, molecular function: cyclin-dependent protein serine/threonine kinase regulator activity. The record is from RefSeq and is a predicted model, not a curated record. The coding region runs from base 112 to 927 and encodes 271 amino acids. Gene Ontology annotation, biological process: mitotic cell cycle phase transition.
GGACAGACACUGCUCCUGCCACGUACGGUGCUCUCCCUGCACGUUCCGAUCAGCGAUUACUCGACUGCCAUCUCCCGAAUCGCCGGUGACCCAGCACUCGCUGCGUGGCCAAUGCUGCUCCAGCCGACGUACGACCCGCUGCAAGCCGACGUCCCGGCCGUUCAUCCCUUCUCUCCCGCAGUCGGCGCCAAGAGAAACCUAGGGCGCAACUGCGCGGAUCCCUACGAGCCCGACGUCGACGCGGACCUCCGGGCCAAGGAAAGGGACACCAGGGAGCACCCUGACGCCGACUACAUGUCCAAGAUGCAGCAGGGCCACCUGAGCACGUCCAUGCGCGCCGAGCUCGUGCUCUGGAUGGACGCCUUCGCCCGCCACCUCGGCGGUCUCCCGGAGGGCACGCUCUGCCGCGCCGUCGUCUACCUCGACCGCGUCCUAUCCGUGCGCCCUGUGCCGGCCCACGACGAGGCGCUCCAACUCGUUGCCGCCGCCGCCGUCUCCCUCGGGGCCAAGUACGAGCAGUCCGCCAGCGGUCGGAGGCUCGACGCCCAAGUCGUCGAGGCGUUCCUCGGGACCACCGUGCACGCAGUGGAGGAGAUGGAGGGGGAGCUCGUCAUGGAUCUCAGCUGCGUCAUGGACGGCCCGACCGCGUACACGUUCGUCGAGCACUUCACGAGGUUCUUCGAGCGAGAAGACGAGUUCUUGGUGAGGUCCCUGGCGCUUCGGUUGGUCAACCUGACGUUGGCGUUUUUCGGGUUCGUUGGGCGGAUCCUGCCGUCCGCCGUGGCUGCAUCGGCGCUGUUCCUCGCCAGGCAGAUCCUCGGCGUGCAGUUGAGCAACGAUCUGGAGGAGGUGACGGGGUACAAGGCAGUGGACUUGAUGGGUUGCAUAUGCUCCUUGGUGGAGCUGCUUCCUAGGAAAAAACUCUAAUCUGUAAAUCUGUAGCUGGACUGUGUAUGUAUCAUGAACAAUGUAAUUCGAUGGGAUCGAUCCAUGUAUCAUGAACAAAAACCC